AUGAUCCGAGUAACAUUGCUUCACAUUUUAUACCGGUACGGAUUUCGCAGCUUCCCGGGCUCACAAACGCCCUUAUCCGGGGACGGUUCUUCAUGCGGCGGUCCACUUUCUCCCACUUCAUCCCGCCCCAUUCUCCCUCCUUCCAUCACCCCGCCCCAUUCUCCCUCCUUCCAUAACCCCGCCAUAUUCUCCCGCUUUCCAUCAGCCCGCCCCAUUCUCCCGCUUUCCAUCAGCCAGCCCCAUUCUCCCGCUUUCCUUCACCCCGCCCCAUUCUCCCGCUUUCCAUCAACCUGCCCCCUUCUCCCGCUUUCCAUCACCCCGCCCCAUUCUCCCGCUUUCCAUCACCCCACCCCAUUUUCCCAUUUUCCAUCACCUCGCCCCAUUCUCCUUGCUUCCAUCACCCCGCCCCAAUCUCCCUCCUUCCAUCACCCCGUCCCAUUCUCCCGCUUUCCAUCUCCCCGCCCCAUUCUUCCGCUUCCCAUCAUCCCGUCCCAUUCCCCAGCUUUCCAUCACCCCUCCCCAUUCUCCCUCCUUCCAUCACCCCGCCCCAUUCUCCCGCUUUCCAUCACCCGCCCCAUUCUCUUGCUUUCCAUCACCUCGCCCCAUUCUCCCGCUUUCCAUCACCCCGCCCCAUUCUUCUGCUUUCCAUCACCCCGCCCCAUUCUCCCGCUUUCCAUCACCCCGCACCAUUCACCCGCUUUCCAUCACCCGCCCCAUCUCCCGCUUUCCAUCACCCCGCCCCAUUCUCCCGCUCUCCAUCACCCUGCCCCAUUCUCCCGCUUUUCAUCACCCCGCCCCAUUCUCCCGCUUUCCAACACCCCUCCCCAUUCUCCCGCUUUCCAUCACCCCGCCCCAUUCUCCCGCUUUCCAUCACCCCGCCCCAUUGUCCCGCUUUCCAUCACUCUGCCCCAUUCUCCCGCUUUCCAUCACCCCGCCCCUUUCUCCCGCUUUCCAUCACCCCGCCCCAUUCUCCCUCCUUCCAUCACCCUGGCUCAUUCUCCCUCCUUCCAUCACUCUGCCCCAUUCUCCCGCUUUCCAUCACCCCGCCCCAUUCUCCCGCUUUCCAUCACCCAGCCCCAUUCUCCCGCUUUCCAUCACCCCGCCCCAUUUUCCCGCUUUCCAUCACCCCGCCCGAUUCUCCCGCUUUCCAUCACCCCGCCCCAUUCUCCCGCUUUCCAUCACCCCGCCCCAUUCUCCCGCUUUCCAUCACCCCGCCCCAUUCUCCCUCCUUCCAUCACCCCGCCCCAUUCUCCCGCUUUCCAUCACCCCGCUCCAUUCUCCCUCCUUCCAUCACCCCGCCCAAUUCUCCCUCCUCCCAUCACCCUGCCCCAUUCUCCCACUUCCCAUAACCCCACCCCAUUCUCCCGCUUUCCAUCACCCCGCCACAUUCUCCCACUUUCCAUCACUCCGCCCGCUUCUCUCUCCUUCCAUCACCCUGCCCCAUUCUCCCGCUUUCCACCACCCCGCCCCAUUCUCCUGCUUUCCAUCACCCCGCCCCAUUCUCCCGCUUUCCAUCACCCCACCCCAUCCUCCCACCUUCUAUCACCCCGCCCCAUUCUCCCUCCUUCCAUCACCCCGCCCCAUUCUCCCGCUUUCCAUCACCUUGCCCCAUUCUCCCGCUUUCCAUCACCCCGCCCCGUUCUCCCGCUUUCCAUCACCCCGCCCAAUUCUACCGCUUUCCAUCACCCCGCCCCAUUCUCCCGCUUUCCAUCACCCCGCCCAAUUCUCCCGCUUUCCAUCACCCCGCCCCAUUCCCCUGCUUUCCAUCACCCCGCCCCAUUCUCCCGCUUUCCAUCACCCCACCCCAUCCUCCCACCUUCUAUCACCCCGCCCCAUUCUUCCUCCUUCCAUCACCCCGCCCCAUUCUCCCGCUUUCCAUCACCUUGCCCCAUUCCCCUGCUUUCUAUCACCCCGCCCCAUUCUCCCUCCUUCCAUCACCCCGCCCCGUUCUCACGCUUUCCAUCACCCCGCCCAAUUCUCCCGCUUUCCAUCACCCCGCCCCAUUCUCCUGCUUUCCAUCACCCCGCCCCAUUCUCCCUCUUUCCAUCACCCCGCCCCAUUCUCCCUCCUUCCAUCACCCCGCCCAAUUCUCCGCUUCCCAUAACCCCAGCCCAAUCUCCCGCUUUCCAUCACCCCGCCACAUUCUCCCACUUUCCAUCACCCCGCCCCAUUCUCCCUCCUUCCAUCACCCCGCCCCAUUCUCCCUCCUUCCAUCACCCCGCCCCAUUCUCCCGCUUUCCAUCUCCCCGCCCCAUUCUCCCACUUUCCAUAACCCUGCCCCAUUCUCCCGCUUUCCAUCACCCCACCCCAUUCUUCCGCUUCCCAUCAUCCCGCCCCAUUCCCCCGCUUUCCAUCACCCCGCCCCAUUCUUCUCCUCUCCAUCACCCCGCCCCAUUCUCCCGCUUUCCAUCACCCCACACCAUUCACCCGCUUUCCAUCACCCGCCCCAUCUCCCGCUUUCCAUCACCCCGCCCCAUUCUCCCGCUCUCCAUCAACCCGCCCCAUUCUCCCGCUUUUCAUCACCCCGCCCCAUUCUCCCGCUUUCCAACACCCCUCCCCAUUCUCCCGCUUUCCAUCAUCCCGCCCCAUUCUCCCGCUUUCCAUCACCCCGCCCCAUUGUCCCGCUUUCCAUCACUCCGCCCCAUUCUCCCACUUUCCAUCACCCCGCCCCAUUCUCCCGCUUUCCAUCACCCCGGCCCAUUCUCCCUCCUUCCAUCACCCUGCCUCAUUCUCCCUCCUUCCAUCACCCCGCCCAAUGCUCCUGCUUUCCAUCACCCUGCCCCAUUCUCCCGCUUUCCAUCACCCAGCCCCAUUUUCCCGCUUUCCAUCACCCCGCCCCAUUUUCCCGCUUUCCAUCACCCCGCCCCGUUCUCCCGCUUUCCAUCACCCUUCCCCAAUCCCCCGCUUUUCAUCACCCCGCCCCAUUCUCCCUCCUUCAAUCACCCCGCCCCAUUCUCCCGCUUUCCAUCACCCCGCCCCAUUCUUCCGCUUUCCAUCACCCCGCCCCAUUUUCCCGCUUUCCAUCACCCCGCCCCAAUCUCCCGCUUUCCAUCACCCUGCCCCAAUCUUCCGCUUUCCAUCACCCCGCCCCAUUCUCCCUUUUUCCAUCACCCCGCCCCAUUCUCCCGCUAUCCAUCACCCCGCCCCAUUCUCCCGCUUUCCAUCACCCCGCCCCAUUCUCCCGCUUUCCAUCACCCCGCCCCAUUCUCCCUCCUUCCAUCACCCCACCCCAUUCUCCCGCUUUCCAUCACCCCGCUCCAUUCUCCCUCCUUCCAUCACCCCGCCCAAUUCUCCCUCCUCCCAUCACCCUGCCCCAUUCUCCCGCUUCCCAUAACCCCACCCCAUUCUCCCGCUUUCCAUCACCCCGCCACAUUCUCCCACUUUCCAUCACUCCGCCCGCUUCUCUCUCCUUCCAUCACCCUGCCCCAUUCUCCCGCUUUCCACCACCCCGCCCCAUUCUCCUGCUUUCCAUCACCCCGCCCCAUUCUCCCGCUUUCCAUCACCCCACCCCAUCCUCCCACCUUCUAUCACCCCGCCCCAUUCUUCCUCCUUCCAUCACCCCGCCCCAUUCUCCCGCUUUCCAUCACCUUGCCCCAUUCUCCCGCUUUCCAUCACCCCGCCCCGUUCUCCCGCUUUCCAUCACCCCGCCCAAUUCUACCGCUUUCCAUCACCCCGCCCCAUUCUCCCGCUUUCCAUCACCCCGCCCAAUUCUCCCGCUUUCCAUCACCCCGCCCCAUUCCCCUGCUUUCCAUCACCCCGCCCCAUUCUCCCGCUUUCCAUCACCCCGCCCCCCCAAUCUCCCGCUUUCCAUCACCCCGCCACAUUCUCCCACUUUCCAUCACCCCGCCCCAUUCUCCCUCCUUCCAUCACCCCGCCCCAUUCUCCCUCCUUCCAUCACCCCGCCCCAUUCUCCCGCUUUCCAUCUCCCCGCCCCAUUCUCCCACUUUCCAUAACCCUGCCCCAUUCUCCCGCUUUCCAUCACCCCACCCCAUUCUUCCGCUUCCCAUCAUCCCGCCCCAUUCCCCCGCUUUCCAUCACCCCGCCCCAUUCUUCUCCUCUCCAUCACCCCGCCCCAUUCUCCCGCUUUCCAUCACCCCACACCAUUCACCCGCUUUCCAUCACCCCGCCCCAUCUCCCGCUUUCCAUCACCCCGCCCCAUUCUCCCGCUCUCCAUCAACCCGCCCCAUUCUCCCGCUUUUCAUCACCCCGCCCCAUUCUCCCGCUUUCCAACACCCCUCCCCAUUCUCCCGCUUUCCAUCAUCCCGCCCCAUUCUCCCGCUUUCCAUCACCCCGCCCCAUUGUCCCGCUUUCCAUCACUCCGCCCCAUUCUCCCACUUUCCAUCACCCCGCCCCAUUCUCCCGCUUUCCAUCACCCCGGCCCAUUCUCCCUCCUUCCAUCACCCUGCCUCAUUCUCCCUCCUUCCAUCACCCCGCCCAAUGCUCCUGCUUUCCAUCACCCUGCCCCAUUCUCCCGCUUUCCAUCACCCAGCCCCAUUUUCCCGCUUUCCAUCACCCCGCCCCAUUUUCCCGCUUUCCAUCACUCCGCCCCGUUCUCCCGCUUUCCAUCACCCUUCCCCAAUCCCCCGCUUUUCAUCACCCCGCCCCAUUCUCCCUCCUUCCAUCACCCCGCCCCAUUCUCCCGCUUUCCAUCAACCCGCCCCAUUCUUCCGCUUUCCAUCACCCCGCCCCAUUUUCCCGCUUUCCAUCACCCCGCCCCAAUCUCCCGCUUUCCAUCACCCUGCCCCAAUCUUCCGCUUUCCAUCACCCCGCCCCAUUCUCCCUUUUUCCAUCACCCCGCCCCAUUCUCCCGCUAUCCAUCACCCCGCCCCAUUCUCCCGCUUUCCAUCACCCCGCCCCAUUCUCCCGCUUUCCAUCACCCCGCCCCAUUCUCCCGCUUUCCAUCACCCCGCCCCAUUCUCCCGCUUUCCAUCACCCCGCCCCAUUCUCCCGCUUCCCAUAACCCCACCCCAUUCUCCCACUUUCCAUCACCCCGCCACAUUCUCCGGCUUUCCAUCACCCCGUCCCAUUCUCCUUCCUUCCAUCACCCCGCCCCAUUCUCCCUCCUUCCAUCACCCCGCCCCAUUCUCCCGCUUUCCAUCAGCCCGCCCCAUUCUCCCACUUUCCAUCACCCCGCCCCAUUCUCCCGCUUUCCAUCACUCCGCCCCAUUCUCCCGCUUUCCAUCACCCCGCCCCAUUCUCCCGCUUUCCAUCACCCCGCCCCCUUCUCCCUCCUUCCAUCACCCCGCCCCAUUCUCCCUCCUUCCAUCACCCCGACCCAUUCUCCCGCUUUCCAUCAGCCCGCCCCAUUCUCCCGCUUUCCAUCACCCCUCCCCUUUCUCCCGCUUUCCAUCUCCCCGCCCCAUUCUCCCGCUUUCCAUCACCCCGCCCCAUUCUCCCGCUUUCCAUCACCCCGCCCCAUUCUCCCUCAUUCCAUCACCCCGCCCCAUUCUCCCGCUUUCCAUCACCCCGCCCCAUUCUCCCGCUUCCCAUAAUCCCACCCCAUUCUCCCGCUUUCCAUCACCCCGCCACAUUUUCCCACUUUCCAUCACCCCGCCCCCUUCUCCCUCCUUCCAUCACCCCGCCCCAUUCUCCCUCCUUCCAUCACCCCGCCCCAUUCUCCCGCUUUCCAUCAGCCCGCCCCAUUCUCCCGCUUUCCAUCAUCCCGCCCCUUUCUUCCGCUUUCCAUCUCCCCGCCCCGUUCUCCUGCUUUCCAUCACCCCGCCCCAUUCUCCCGCUUUCCAUCACCCCGCCCCAUUCUUCCGCUUCCCAUCAUCCCGCCCCAUUCCACCGCUUUCCAUCACCCCUCCCCAUUCUCCCUCCUUCCAUCACCCCGCCCCAUUCUUCCGCUUUCCAUCACCCGCCCCAUUCUCCCGCUUUCCAUCACCUCGCCCCAUUCUCCCGCUUUCCAUCACCCCGCCCCAUUCUUAUGCUUUCCAUCACCCCGCCCCAUUCUCCCGCUUUCCAUCACCCCGCCCCAUUCUCCCUCCUUCCAUCACCCCGCCCCAUUCUCCCUCCUUCCAUCACCCCGCCCCAUUCUCCCGCUUUCCAUCACCCCGCCACAUUCUCCCGCUUUCUAUCACCCCGCCCCAUUCUCCCUCCUUCUAUCACCCCGCCCCAUUCUCCCGCUUUCCACCACCUCGCCCCAUUCUCCCGAUUUCCAUCACCCCGCCCCAUUCUUCCGCUUUCCAUCAUCCCGCCCCAUUCUCCCUCCUUCCAUCACCCCGCCCCAUUCUCCCGCUUUCCAUCACUCCGCCCCAUUCUCCCUCCUUCCAUCACUCCGCCCCAUUCUCCCUCCUUCCAUCACCCCGCCCCAUUCUCCCGCUUUCCAUCACCCCGCCCCAAUCUUCUGCUUCCCAUAACCCCACCCCAUUUUCCCGCUUUCCAUCACCCCGCCACAUUCUCCCACAUUCCAUCACCCCGCCCCCUUCUCUCUCCUUCCAUCACCCCGCCCCAUUCUCCCUCCUUCCAUCACCCCGCCCCAUUCUCCCGCUUUCCAUCAGCCCGCCCCAUUCUCCCGCUUUCCAUCACCCCUCCCCUUUCUCCCGCUUUCCAUCUCCCCGCCCCAUUCUCCCGCUUUCCAUCACCCCGCCCCAUUCUCCCGCUUUCCAUCACCCCGCCCCAUUCUUCCGCUUCCCAUCAUCCCGCCCCAUUCCCCCGCUUUCCAUCACCGCUCCCCAUUCUUCCUCCUUCCAUCACCCUACCCCAUUCUCUCCCUUUCCAUCACCCCGCCCCAUUCUCCCGCUUUCCAUCACGCCGCCCCAUUCUCCCGCUUUCUAUCACCCCGCCCCAUUCUCCCUCCUUCCAUCACCCCGCCCCAUUCUCCCGCUUUCCAUCACCCCGCCCCAUUCUCCUUUCUUCCAUCACUCCGCCCCAUUCUCCCACUUUCCAUCACCCCGCCCCAUUCUCCCGCUUUCCAUCACCCCGGCCCAUUCUCCCUCCUUCCAUCACCCUGCCUCAUUCUCCCUCCUUCCAUCACCCCGCCCAAUGCUCCUGCUUUCCAUCACCCUGCCCCAUUCUCCCGCUUUCCAUCACCCAGCCCCAUUUUCCCGCUUUCCAUCACCCCGCCCCAUUUUCCCGCUUUCCAUCACCCCGCCCCGUUCUCCCGCUUUCCAUCACCCUUCCCCAAUCCCCCGCUUUUCAUCACCCCGCCCCAUUCUCCCUCCUUCCAUCACCCCGCCCCAUUCUCCCGCUUUCCAUCAACCCGCCCCAUUCUUCCGCUUUCCAUCACCCCGCCCCAUUUUCCCGCUUUCCAUCACCCCGCCCCAAUCUCCCGCUUUCCAUCACCCUGCCCCAAUCUUCCGCUUUCCAUCACCCCGCCCCAUUCUCCCUUUUUCCAUCACCCCGCCCCAUUCUCCCGCUAUCCAUCACCCCGCCCCAUUCUCCCGCUUUCCAUCACCCCGCCCCAUUCUCCCGCUUUCCAUCACCCCGCCCCAUUCUCCCGCUUUCCAUCACCCCGCCCCAUUCUCCCGCUUUCCAUCACCCCGCCCCAUUCUCCCGCUUCCCAUAACCCCACCCCAUUCUCCCACUUUCCAUCACCCCGCCACAUUCUCCGGCUUUCCAUCACCCCGUCCCAUUCUCCUUCCUUCCAUCACCCCGCCCCAUUCUCCCUCCUUCCAUCACCCCGCCCCAUUCUCCCGCUUUCCAUCAGCCCGCCCCAUUCUCCCACUUUCCAUCACCCCGCCCCAUUCUCCCGCUUUCCAUCACUCCGCCCCAUUCUCCCGCUUUCCAUCACCCCGCCCCAUUCUCCCGCUUUCCAUCACCCCGCCCCCUUCUCCCUCCUUCCAUCACCCCGCCCCAUUCUCCCUCCUUCCAUCACCCCGACCCAUUCUCCCGCUUUCCAUCAGCCCGCCCCAUUCUCCCGCUUUCCAUCACCCCUCCCCUUUCUCCCGCUUUCCAUCUCCCCGCCCCAUUCUCCCGCUUUCCAUCACCCCGCCCCAUUCUCCCGCUUUCCAUCACCCCGCCCCAUUCUCCCUCAUUCCAUCACCCCGCCCCAUUCUCCCGCUUUCCAUCACCCCGCCCCAUUCUCCCGCUUCCCAUAAUCCCACCCCAUUCUCCCGCUUUCCAUCACCCCGCCACAUUUUCCCACUUUCCAUCACCCCGCCCCCUUCUCCCUCCUUCCAUCACCCCGCCCCAUUCUCCCUCCUUCCAUCACCCCGCCCCAUUCUCCCGCUUUCCAUCAGCCCGCCCCAUUCUCCCGCUUUCCAUCAUCCCGCCCCUUUCUCCCGCUUUCCAUCUCCCCGCCCCGUUCUCCUGCUUUCCAUCACCCCGCCCCAUUCUCCCGCUUUCCAUCACCCCGCCCCAUUCUUCCGCUUCCCAUCAUCCCGCCCCAUUCCACCGCUUUCCAUCACCCCUCCCCAUUCUCCCUCCUUCCAUCACCCCGCCCCAUUCUUCCGCUUUCCAUCACCCGCCCCAUUCUCCCGCUUUCCAUCACCUCGCCCCAUUCUCCCGCUUUCCAUCACCCCGCCCCAUUCUUAUGCUUUCCAUCACCCCGCCCCAUUCUCCCGCUUUCCAUCACCCCGCCCCAUUCUCCCUCCUUCCAUCACCCCGCCCCAUUCUCCCUCCUUCCAUCACCCCGCCCCAUUCUCCCGCUUUCCAUCACCCCGCCACAUUCUCCCGCUUUCUAUCACCCCGCCCCAUUCUCCCUCCUUCUAUCACCCCGCCCCAUUCUCCCGCUUUCCACCACCUCGCCCCAUUCUCCCGAUUUCCAUCACCCCGCCCCAUUCUUCCGCUUUCCAUCAUCCCGCCCCAUUCUCCCUCCUUCCAUCACCCCGCCCCAUUCUCCCGCUUUCCAUCACUCCGCCCCAUUCUCCCUCCUUCCAUCACUCCGCCCCAUUCUCCCUCCUUCCAUCACCCCGCCCCAUUCUCCCGCUUUCCAUCACCCCGCCCCAAUCUUCUGCUUCCCAUAACCCCACCCCAUUUUCCCGCUUUCCAUCACCCCGCCACAUUCUCCCACAUUCCAUCACCCCGCCCCCUUCUCUCUCCUUCCAUCACCCCGCCCCAUUCUCCCUCCUUCCAUCACCCCGCCCCAUUCUCCCGCUUUCCAUCAGCCCGCCCCAUUCUCCCGCUUUCCAUCACCCCUCCCCUUUCUCCCGCUUUCCAUCUCCCCGCCCCAUUCUCCCGCUUUCCAUCACCCCGCCCCAUUCUCCCGCUUUCCAUCACCCCGCCCCAUUCUUCCGCUUCCCAUCAUCCCGCCCCAUUCCCCCGCUUUCCAUCACCGCUCCCCAUUCUUCCUCCUUCCAUCACCCUACCCCAUUCUCUCCCUUUCCAUCACCCCGCCCCAUUCUCCCGCUUUCCAUCACGCCGCCCCAUUCUCCCGCUUUCUAUCACCCCGCCCCAUUCUCCCUCCUUCCAUCACCCCGCCCCAUUCUCCCGCUUUCCAUCACCCCGCCCCAUUCUCCUUUCUUCCAUCACCCCGCCCCAUUCUCCCUCAUUCCAUUACCCCGCCCCAUUCUCCCGCUUUCCAUCACCCCGCCCCAUUCUCCCGCUUCCCAUAACCCCACCCCAUUCUCCCACUUUCCAUCACCACGGCCCCUUCUCUCUCCUUCCAUCACCCCGCCCCAUUCUCCUUCCUUCCAUCACCCCGCCCCAUUCUCCCGCUUUCCAUCAGCCCGCCCCAUUCUCCCGCUUUCCAUCACCCCGCUUCUUUCUCCCGCUUUCCAUCUCCCCGCCCCAUUCUCCCGCUUUCCAUCACCCUGCCCCAUUCUCCCGCUUUCCAUCACCCCGCCCCAUUCUUCCACUUCCCAUCAUCCCGCCCCAUUCCUCCACUUUCCAUCACCCCUCCCCAUUCUCCCUCCUUCCAUCACCCCGCCCCAUUCUUCCGCUUUCCAUCACCCGCCCCAUUCUCCCGCUUUCCAUCACCUCGCCCCAUUCUCCCGCUUUCCAUCACCCCGCCCCAUUCUUUUGCUUUCCAUCACCCCGCCCCAUUCUCCUUCCUUCCAUCACCCCGCCCCAUUCUCCCACUUUCCAUCACGCCGCCCCCUUCUCCCUCCUUCCAUCACCCCGCCCCAUUCUCCCUCCUUCCAUCACCCCGCCCCAUUCUCCCGCUUUCCAUCAGCCCGCCCCUUUCUCCCGCUUUCCAUCUCCCUGCCCCAUUCUCCCCCUUUCCAUCAACCCGCCCCAUUCUCCCGCUUUCCAUCACCCUUGCCCAUUCUCCCGCUUCCCAUCAUCCCGCCCCAUUCCCCCGCUUUCCAUCACCCCUCCCCAUUCUCCCUCCUUCUAUCACCCCGCCCCAUUCUCCCGCUUUCCAUUACCCGCCCCAUUCUCCCGCUUUCCAUCACCUCGCCCCAUCUCCCGCUUUCCAUCACCCCGCCCUAUUCUUCUGCUUUCCAUCACCCCAACCUAUUCUCCUGCUUUCCAUCACCCCGCCCCAUUCACCCGCUUUCCAUCACCCGCCCCAUUCUCCUGCUUUCCAUCACCCCGCCCCAUUCUCCCGCUUUUCAUCACCCC
Molecule: messenger RNA, 10446 nt
Organism: Closterium sp. NIES-65
Lineage: Eukaryota; Viridiplantae; Streptophyta; Zygnematophyceae; Desmidiales; Closteriaceae
Source: the annotation of a GenBank genome assembly